GAGGAAAAAAAAAGAAACUCACGUAGCCCUUUUUUCUUUGUGCUUAAAGCCACUUAGUUUUUCAUAUAAUAAAACAAACUCUCCGCAUGCUUAAAUAGCUAGCAGGCUAGCAGCACAACACACACCCACACGUACACUUUGCAUCUAACCAUCCACUAAUUAAUUUAACCACUAACAACUCCACUAAUAGACCCACUCACCCACUAGCUACUUACAACACGCGUAUAAUUAAUUACCAACUCAUGCAAAUAACUAAUCUAAUAAUCUAGCACUAAUAACAAGAUUAGUUCCAACAAUCACCUCCCAAUCUUGUUAUUACUUAUUUAUCUCUUGAAGCCCGUUGUCAUCGUUGCCAUUGCCAUGUAGACGGCCGCCAUUGCCAUCUUCCCGCGCCGAUUUGUCGAUGUCGCCGUUGGCCGCGAUGAGAGACGCGCCUCCUACGCUUUCACCAAGAGCAUGCCGUCGUGUCACGUACUCGCUGCCGCAUGUCCGCCACCGGUGCCGCAACUCGCCAGUGACUUGCCUCCAUGUUUGCCACUGAUGACGCAACUCGCCGAUGACUCGCUCUCAUGGUCACCACCGGUGACGCAACUCGCCGGUGACUCGUCUUCAUGUUUUCCACCGGUGACACAAUUCGCCGAUGACUCGCUUUCAUGGUUGUCACCGGUGCCGCAACUCGCCAGUGACCCGCCUUCAUGUUGUCGUCGAUGCCGCAACUUGUCGACGACUCACACAUGGACGACGAUUUCUUCACGGCAAUGGACUCCGCACCUUGGCCAUCACCUCCUUGCUGCCGGUGGCGCAACUUACCAAGCAGCCUACCUUUCUCCGUCGUCGUGGAGCCGCUUGACAACGAUGGAGACUCGGACCUCGACAAACAAGGCUCUGAUACCAAAUGUUGGGAUUGCUUAGACUUAAACUAUAUACUUUAUACUCUUCAUAGUAGAAGCAUUUGCAUGCAUACGUACAUAGGAGGGAAAAAAAAGAAACUCACGUAGCCCUUUUUUCUUUGUGCUUAAAGCCAC
Messenger RNA from Cuscuta epithymum, 1025 nucleotides. Lineage: Eukaryota; Viridiplantae; Streptophyta; Magnoliopsida; Solanales; Convolvulaceae. The record is from the annotation of a GenBank genome assembly.